Molecule: messenger RNA, 1500 nt
Organism: Cygnus atratus (black swan)
Lineage: Eukaryota; Metazoa; Chordata; Aves; Anseriformes; Anatidae
Gene: RBPJL
Product: recombination signal binding protein for immunoglobulin kappa J region like
Exons: 12
Coding region: 1-1500 (499 amino acids)
Biological process (GO): regulation of transcription by RNA polymerase II
Cellular component (GO): nucleus
Molecular function (GO): RNA polymerase II cis-regulatory region sequence-specific DNA binding; DNA-binding transcription activator activity, RNA polymerase II-specific
Source: RefSeq, a predicted model, not a curated record
AUGAACCCCCAGAGGCAGCCAGGUGCCGUGGAGCCCCUCACUCACCCGUACCAGCCUCGGAGCCGCUCCCCGCCGCGAUACUGGCUCAGAUCCAACCCCUACCAAGCCAACCUGCUCCGAGACGGUGUGCGGAGGUACCUGCAGCUGCCGGCAGACCAGACAGUACUCAUACUGCACGCAAAGGUCGCCCAGAAGUCGUAUGGCAAUGAAAAAAGGUUUUUCUGCCCCCCGCCUUGCGUUUACCUGAGUGGGCCGGGAUGGAAGUUAAAGCAGGAGCAGCUAACAGCCAGGGACUUGGGAGAGGCAGGUUUCCGCGUGUGGGGAUACAUGGGGCUGGACAGCAUGGGCAGCAGCCUGAUGGAGACGCAGAAGCUGAGCUUCGAGGAGCAGCCGGACUCAAAGGGCUUUGGCUGCGCCAAGGCGCUGUACAUCUCGGACGCGGACAAGCGCAAACAUUUCCGCCUGGUCCUGAAGCUCUUCUUCAGCAAUGGGCAGGAGAUCGGCACCUUCCACAGCAAGCUGAUCAAGGUCAUCUCCAAGCCCUCGCAGAAGAAGCAGUCACUGAAGAACACGGACUUGUGCAUCUCCUCGGGCUCCAAGGUGUCCCUCUUCAACCGCCUGCGCUCCCAGACCGUCAGCACCCGCUACCUCUCCGUGGAGGGGGGAACCUUCAUCGCCAGUGCCAGGCAGUGGGCGGCCUUCACCCUCCACCUGGCCGAUGAGCACUACAACCGGAGUGAGUUCCCCCUGCGGGAAGGGUACAUCCGCUACGGCUCCGUGGUGCAGCUCAUCUGUACGGCCACUGGCGUCACCCUGCCUCCCCUGAUCAUCCGGAAGGUGAGCAAGCAGUACGCCAUGCUGGACGUGGACGAGCCCAUCUCCCAGCUCCACAAAUGUGCCUUCCAGUUCCAGGGCAGCGACCGCAUGUACCUGUGUCUGUCCACAGAGAAAGUCAUCCAGUUCCAGGCGUCUCCGUGCCCGAAAGAAGCCAACCGGGAGCUGCUGAAUGACGGCUCCUGCUGGACCAUCAUCGGCACCGAGGUGGUGGAGUACACCUUCAGCGAGAGCCUGGCCUGCGCCCGCGAGCCCGUCAGCCCCGUGCCGCUCAUCGCUGCCCUGCAGCUCACCGGUGGCGGGGACGUGGCCAUGCUGGAGGUGCAGGGCGAACAUUUCCACGCACACCUCAAGGUCUGGUUCGGAGAUGUGGAGGCGGAGACGAUGUACAGGAGCCCCAAAUCCCUGGUGUGCGUUGUCCCCGACGUCUCCGCCUUUGGCAGUGACUGGAGGUGGCUGCGAUACCCCAUCACAGUCCCGCUCCUGCUGAUCAGGGAUGAUGGCCUCAUCUACUCCAGCUCGUUCACCUUCACCUACACCCCGGAGCAGAGCCUCCUGCCGGGACAGCCGGUCCCCUCGGAUGUCCCGCAGGACUCAGACAAACUGCUCGACAGCAUCCACCAGGAGUUCACCAGGACCAACUUCCACCUCUUCAUGCAGAGCUAG